This is a messenger RNA of Fusarium venenatum, 345 nucleotides long. Its product is annotated as mitochondrial 37S ribosomal protein bS16m. The record is from RefSeq and is a predicted model, not a curated record. Gene Ontology annotation, cellular component: mitochondrial small ribosomal subunit; ribosome. Gene Ontology annotation, molecular function: structural constituent of ribosome. Gene Ontology annotation, biological process: mitochondrial translation. NCBI's taxonomy places the organism in Eukaryota, Fungi, Ascomycota, Sordariomycetes, Hypocreales, Nectriaceae.
AUGGUUGUCAAAAUCCGUCUCGCCCGCUUCGGGCGUCGAAACCAGCCCUUUUACAACAUCGUUGUUGCCCACGCUCGAACGGCUCGUAACUCCAAGCCGCUCGAAGUCAUCGGCACAUAUGACCCGAUUCCCAAGGCCGACCCUUACGACAAUUCUGGAAAACUUCACAAGGAUAUCCAACUCGAUCGUGCGCGCGUGAUGUACUGGGUCGGUGUUGGUGCACAGCCUACGGAUACGGCAUGGCGAUUACUCUCCAUGAUUGGCAUUCUACCAAAGAAGCAGUUCGGUCCCAAGAAGGACGAGUUAAAAGGUGUUUUGGACAAGAACGAAGUCCAGAUUCGAUAA